AUGUCCCUUCGUACUCAUAACCGUCACGGGUUGCUAACAGUGCACAUACCUCCCGAGCUCGUACCAUCAAUUCUACAACAUAUUUCACCUACUCCUCCAUCUCCACUCCCAGGACCGGCUUUCAUAGAUAGGUCAUGGCAACAGUAUCGACAUGAUCUUCGUGCAUUCAUUCAGUGUGCGUUGGUCUGUCGAACUUGGUGCACUUUCACCCGCGAAAUCAUGUUGCACACCCUCAUCGUCCCAUGGCUGGAUGAGAGUAUUCUCCAGCUGUGUUCAAUUCUACGGCAAUUUGGUUCCUAUUCGCGCGUCAUGAUAAUCUUCACAAUAGACGCAGGCGAUUCAGUACGGCUGAACCGCAAUGAUUUUUGCGUUGCCUUGGACGGUUGUUUCAGUUCGAUGCCGCAAAUGCCGAAAGUGGAAAUUUAUGGCGCAAUGGACAGGAUAUUUGGGUAUUCAUUGCCAGCUGAAGUUGGGCGCUUUGAUCUCCUGUCGUUGCGCUCUCUCAAGUUGGCGGGAAGUGUGGGGCACAGUGGAAAAUCACUCCUUGAUGCUCUAGGGCGCGUUGCGCCGUUCCUGGAAACCUUGGAGAUAAUGUAUUUCGAGACAUGGCCAUUUGACCAUUCACUUCCUACCUCACUGGGAAAACUUCACAGCCUCAUCUUGCAUUGCACCUACUUGUCAGUCCCAGGGGUCAUUGACCUUCUUCGUGGACCUGACGAGGAUGGAAACAGCGGGCAGGUCCUGCAAAAGCUUGUCAUCAUCCCAGGUCGCCUUCAAAGCAUCCCGCCGCCAGAUAUCACGCCUCUGCUCACAUUCGACUCGACCGGCGAGCGUCUCCGAUUUUUAAUGAUACACGCACUUGAUCCGUGCCGUUCACUGGAAUGUUGCCCUGCUCUCGAGACAUUCGUUUACGUAUCUCCGACGAGUUCAAACAUAUUUCCGUUUUUACCUCGCACGCUUCGUCGGCUUGCUAUUUCAGUAAUGUUGCUGUCUCCUUCGAAUCGUUUUGUUGCAUAUAUCUCAUCCGAGAAUGCACGAAACCUAUUGCAUCUUGCCGUAGCUCUCAAGCAUGAUGCCGAUUUGGCGUUCACGACUACGAGCGAGUUGUUCAUCAGUGUCACGGAGGCUUGCAAAGAUGCUGGAGUGUCGCUGACCUGGAUGGUUCCGGGUAUGCUGGGGCUGGGUCUUGAGGGGUGGGAUGAUGUCACAGAGCUGUUCCAGACCGUCCAAUCCUUGCCAAGGGCUAGGCUCAAGCUGAUCUGA
Messenger RNA from Suillus subaureus, 1263 nucleotides. RefSeq lists its product as uncharacterized. Bases 1 to 1263 code for a protein of 420 amino acids. The record is from RefSeq and is a predicted model, not a curated record. The transcript has a single exon. NCBI's taxonomy places the organism in Eukaryota, Fungi, Basidiomycota, Agaricomycetes, Boletales, Suillaceae.